UGAAAAAACAUGUUCCGGCUUCAGUCUGGUUGGCUCUAAAAGGAGAGUGGAACAGAAAAAGACUUGGUUUGGAUGUGUCUGUCAUCAUUAUGAAAAACAAAGCUGAUCAAGUGAAUAAACAUUCUCUGAUGCAUUUUAUUAUCAUCUAUAUCCUUAUGCCAAUAAGCACUGAGAAUGAAAUAGAGGGUUUGUUCUUUAAGAAACAACUUGAUAAAGUGCCUUCAAAUGUGCCUUUCAAUGCUUUAGAACUGGAUUUAUCUCAAAAUAUUAUACAAUACCUACAAGAAACAAAUUUUCAUCACUUAUUAAACUUGAAAUUUUUGAAUCUCUCAUAUAAUUUGAUUGAAGAACUAGAUGGCCAUGUGUUUAAAAAAAAUAUUGCUUUAAAACAUUUGGAUCUGUCUUACAAUAAUUUAAAGAUUAUUAAAUGUAGUUCUUUGUAUUUUAUGAAAAGUGUUACCCAUCUGAAUCUUUCUUACAAUAACUUUGAAACUAUGGAACUAUGCAAAGAAUUUAACACUUUGGAAAAACUCAGUUACCUUGGAUUGAGUGCAACAAAGAUAAGAAGAUAUGAUUUUAUUAAUAUAGCACAAAUGGAAUUUAAGUACGUGUUUUUGGGACUUGAAGCUUUACAGGAAUAUGAGGCCGGAAGUCUACAAUUAUUAAAUACAGGCAAACUACAUAUCAGCAUACCAGAACAUUUAGUAAAUCAAUUUCUUUUGAAUGAUGCAUUAAACACUUCAAGAACGCUGGAAGUAUCAAAAAUUGGACGUGAUAAAAUCUAUGAUUUUUCAAUUGAAUCUUUAGCAAAUGUCAAUAAAAGGUCGAAGGUUCUAAGUCUAAUUGUGAGCAAUAUUACAACGUCAUGGACAAAAAUUUGCAGGAUUCUUGCAUCAGUUUGGAAUUCAUCCAUAGAAAGUUUUUCCAUCCACAAUUACAAUCGUGUACAAGAUAAUAUAUAUGUCCAAAUUAACUUUAUUAUUGGUUCUCUGAAAUCUUUAGCUAUAGAUCAUGUCACAACAGAGAUCUUCUUCUACAAACUGCCUCAUCCUGCCAAAAUGUGGGCAGAAAUGCUUGUAGAGAACUUCACAUAUUCAAAUGCAGAUGUCAUACACUUUUUUUGUCCUGAGAAGCAGAAUAUUUUUCGUUUUUUAAGCUUUCACAACAAUGGGAUAACGGAUGAGAUUUUUCAGAAAUGCAAAACAUUAACAUCUCUAGAAAUAUUUAUAUUACGGAAUAACAAACUAGAAAGUUUAUUGAAACUAAGUGUUAUGACGUCCACUAUGAAAUCUUUAAGUUAUCUAGAUCUAAGUAAAAAUCACCUAUCUUACAAUCAAGGAGAGAACUGCAAUUGGACUGAAUCUCUAAUUUUCCUAAAUUUAUCUGAAAACAGUUUAUCAGAUUUGGUUUUCUCUUGCAUUCCUAUCAACAUUCAAAUACUGGAUCUUUACAAAAAUCAAAUUACAAGGGUUCCAGAAGAAGUGAAAACAUUAAAAUAUUUAAAAGAAAUAAAUUUGGCUUUAAAUAAGCUAAGACAUUUCCCUGAUUGCCAAAACUUUUGGGGUAGCUUGAACAUCCUGAGGAUUGAAGAAAAUGUUAUUGACUCAUCGUCUAUUAACUUUCUCAAUAGAACCAUAUGCUUUAAAAGCGUAAGUGCAGGUAAAAAUCCAUUUCAAUGUAAUUGUGAACUCAGAGAGUUUAUUUUGACAGAAAAGCAGUCACCAGGAAAGUUGGUUGGAUGGCCAGAAUCUUAUAUCUGUGAAUAUCCAGAUGAAUAUAGAGGAAUUCUUCUACAAAACUUUUAUAUUUCUGAAAUAUCAUGUAAUAUCUACAUAUUGCUUGGUACAGUCUUGGGUACUAUGUUAAUUUUUUGUCUAUGCAUGAUAUUCUUUUGUAUAUAUUUUGAUUUGCCUUGGUAUUUUUACAUGAUGUACAAAUGGAUUCAAACAAAACACAGAGUCAGAAAUAUCAAUCUUCAUGAAACAAAAGAUCAUAUACUGUUUCAUGCUUUCAUCUCCUACAACCAUCAAGAUUCUGCUUGGGUACAUGAACAUUUAAUACCAAACCUUGAAAAAAAUGAGUCCAUAAAAUUAUGCCACCAUAAAAGAGAUUUCAUUCCAGGUAAAGCAAUCAUUGAAAAUAUUGUUCACUGCAUUGAGAAAAGUUUUAAGUCAAUAUUUGUUUUGUCUCCAAAUUUCAUCCAAAGUGAAUGGUGUCAUUAUGAACUGUAUUUCGCAGAGCAUAAAUUAUUUGGUAAGCAGUCCAAUAAUUUAAUACUAAUUUUAUUGGAACCCAUUCCACAAUAUGUCAUUCCUAACAAGUAUUAUAAGUUAAAGGCGAUAAUGAAACACAGAACGUAUGUUGAAUGGCCUAAAGAGAAAAGCAAACAUGGACUUUUCUUUGCAAAUCUACGGGAAGCAAUUAACAUCAACCUUCAUACAGCAGAUGAAUCCAUCAGGUUUUUAAAUUCAGAGUGUAAGAAUCACCAGAUGGCAGAAACCACAGAGGAACUAAUAUCAUCACAGGAAUAAUAUACAGAGAAUUAUGUCUGAUGUGCUGAUCAGAUUUUCCAGUUUUGUAUUGUAGUGGUAAUUGUCCCCACAUAGGGGCCAGAUUACAAGUGGAUUGCUAUCAUUAUCAUGAGGAAUUCUUUACACUCAAACCCAUAUUACAAGUGGCAGGCUGUUUAAAUUACCGUGAAUUCGUUUGCGCAAACUCACGGUAAUUUACGCUCCCUAUAUUUUCUAUGGGCGGCGUUGAGCAGCAAUGCCCGCUCGUAUUACAAGUUGAAAGUAAAUGCAAUCGCUCAAACGCAAUCACAUUUAAUGUUCAAACUUCUUACACGACCUGAAAGGAUGUGUAAAGAGUUUGGCUGGAGGAAACAGUUGCACUAAAUGACUAUAUUAACCCCUAAACCGCCACACCCCCACAUCCAAAACUACCCCUCUACUCUAUUAACCCCUAAACCACCACACACCCACAUCUAAACUGCCGCUCUACAUUAUUAACACCUAAACCACCACAACCUCCACUGCAAACUACCCCUCUACACUAUUAACCCCUAAACUGUUACACCCCCACAUCGCAAACUACAAUACUACUCUAUUAACCCCUAAACUGCCAUAACUCCCACCGCAAAAUACCUAAUAACAUCUAAACCCCCUAACCAUUUAAGCCCCCUAACAUUACACCCCCUAAGUUACCCAUCCAAAAAACUAACCUUACCUUAAAAAAUAAAAAACCCAACCUAAAAAAAACCUAACCUUACCUGAAAAAUAAAAUUACCUAACAUUACAGAAAAAAAACAAAAGCCGACCAUUACAGAAAAUAAAAAAAACUACCAUUACAAAUUUUUUUUUGCCAAAAAUAAAAAAACAGUUAAGCCUAUUCUAAAACCCCACCCUAAAAUAAAAAACAUAUAACCUGUAACUUCAAUGACCAUUGUAGAUAUGAAGGAGCACCUUACAAUGAUACAAAACAUAAACAAGAUAGAUUGUGUUAAAAACAACAAACAACUUGCUUGUUUUCUUACAAAAUUAGCACUUAUCUCACUAAAGGCGGUGGGCGCACUGAGAAUUUGUAAGGGAGCUACCAUUAUAAAACUAAGGUUCUACUGUCACAAUUUCAAAUAAUCUGAAAUAAUAAUUUCCAAGUCCUUUCCUCUUUUGUACCAGUCAGUAAAGUGUAAUUUAGUCUGUAAUUAAAGUUUGGAUUUUUCUUUCUUAAAUGCACAAUUUUACACUUUAAAAUAGUAAACUUUAGCUCCCAGUCAUUGGUCCAAUUAUCUAGUUUAUUUUCACGUCAUUUGGUCUAAUCACAUCUAAAUGUUAUUUGUGAGAUGCUACUUCAUUGUCUUUGUGUAUAUAAACACACACACAAAUGUAUUUUAACUUUUUUUUGUACCAUGUACGUCUACAGGCAUACAUUCUUGUGCUAAGUUCUCCCAACUGCAACACUAUUCUUAGGUUAAAAAACAAAAUUAGACAAGCAUGCAUACCCCAAAAUGUGACACAUUGGUAUCAGAUAUAUUUAUUUUAUAAGAUGGUGAGAGUCCAUGAGAUCAUCACUUGGGAUUAUACUCUAGCUUACUAGGUGGAGGAAAAAUCAACCUUACAUACUAGAGUUUUAAUCCCUUCCCGUCUCUCUCUAAAUUCCUCAGUCAAAUUUUUGCCUCCAAGAUUUAGUGAGGUGAGUUCAAAUGUCCGUCGUCCACCUUGGCAGCCUCCUUUCAGAAAAGAUUUUCUUUUUCAAGGUCCAUUAUUUCAUCUAGUACUCUUUAAACUGGCUUUGACAGCUUUGUGAUUGAACACCUACAUUUAUCUAACAGAAGUAAAGAUCAUUGAUACCUUAAUUUAGGCCAGAAAGCCUGUUACCAGGUAUAUCUACCACAAGAUAUGGAAAACCUUUCUGGCUUGGUUUACCAAAAAAGUAUCCCUUUAAAUUCCUCAAGUUCUUCCGUUUCUACAGAGCAGGUGGGAGAAGGGCUUAUCAGCCAGCUCUUAAAGUGUCAGAUUUCUUAUCUGUUCUGUAUUAGAAGAAAAUCUAAAAAAAUUCUUGAUGUUUAGAUUUUUGUUCAGGCCUUGAUUAGAAUUAAUUUAAAAUCUGAUUUUGAAGGUACUUCAAGCUUCUCCAUUUGAAAAUAUACAUGGCUUGGACCAUCAGCUUUUGUCCUGGAAGGUUAUUUUCCCAUUUCUUGAUUUUAUAUUAGGCUGUGCUACGGACAAGUUUUUCCUGUCUUCCAAAAGGGGUAUCUGCAGAUACUAUAUGAUCAGGAAAUUGCGGUUCCCUCCGUACACCCAGCUCCUAAGAGUUCUGGGGCUCGAUCUGAUAAAAAUCGUCACCUGCAAAAGCUGGCGACGCCAAUAUUUGCGCUGGUUUGGUAUCACAUAUACGGCUUAACCUAGAAGUUACGCGCGUAUAUUUCUGCCGUCGCCCGUAGUUUUUUGGGCCAUAGGCAGGUAUACCAAACCAGCGCAGUUUGGUAUCCAAUAUACAGCGUAAGGACUUACGUGGUGAAAAUGGAGAAAUCUUACUCCAUUUUCACCUCGCCACAAAAAGCAGCCGUAAGAAGCCUUACGCUAACUAUUGGAGCCCUGUAACUCUCUAAACUAGCUGCUAAAUAAACCCUAACGCAUGCGCAAUGUCUAUCUACCUAUCAACCGCAAUCUGCUAAAUAAAACCUAACACCUAACGCAUGCGCAAUGUCUAUCUACCUGUCAACCGCGAUCACCCGCCGCAAUCCCUAAUAAAGUAAGUAACCCCUAAACCGCCACCAUCUACAUAAACUAACCCCCUACUGUGAGCCCCUAAAACCGCCACCAUCUAACUGAUCUAUCCCCUAAUGUGAACCCCUAAAACCGCCGCCAUCUACCUGAUCUAUCCCCUAAUGUGAACCCCUUACACCGCCGCCAUCUACCUUAUCUGUCCCCUAAUCUGACCCCUUACACCGCCGCCACCUAUAUAAAAAUUAUUAACCCCUAAUCUAAUCCCCCUAUACCGCCGCAAGCUAUAUUAAUAUUAUUAACCCCUAAUCUAAUCCCCCUAAAAUAAUUAUCUCUAUUACCAGCCCUUAAAAGGGCCUUUGGCGGGGCUUUGCCCCAAAGUAAACAGCUCUUUUGCCCUAUAACCUGCCCUCCCUACACCAAUAGUAUUAACCCCUAAUGUAAGCCCCUUACACCGCCGCCAUCUAUAUUAAAAUUAUUAACCCCUAAU
Bombina bombina (fire-bellied toad) is the source of this 5712-nucleotide messenger RNA. RefSeq names its product toll-like receptor 6. The transcript is spliced from 2 exons. Gene Ontology annotation, cellular component: membrane. Gene Ontology annotation, molecular function: lipopeptide binding; transmembrane signaling receptor activity; Toll-like receptor 2 binding. Lineage: Eukaryota; Metazoa; Chordata; Amphibia; Anura; Bombinatoridae. Bases 90 to 2531 code for a protein of 813 amino acids. The record is from RefSeq and is a predicted model, not a curated record. Gene Ontology annotation, biological process: cellular response to bacterial lipopeptide; toll-like receptor signaling pathway; inflammatory response.